CCAAGAUCCCCUCACCCUCGGCUAUAAACGCUACCUCAACCCUAACCUCUUCCAGUUUCUCCUUCCCCUCGCAGCCGCCGCCUCCUCGGAUCGUCCCUGCCGGAGAGACGCCAGAGAGAGCGAGCAAACCCUAACCUCCGACGAUGGUGCUGCAGAACGACAUCGACCUCCUGAACCCGCCGGCGGAGCUCGAGAAGCUCAAGCACAAGAAGAAGCGCCUCGUCCAGUCCCCCAACUCCUUCUUCAUGGACGUUAAGUGCCAGGGCUGCUUCAACAUCACUACUGUGUUCAGCCACUCCCAGACUGUCGUGGUGUGCCCAGGCUGCCAAACAGUGCUCUGCCAGCCAACGGGUGGCAAGGCCAGGCUAACCGAGGGUUGCUCCUUCCGCCGCAAGGGCGACUAAACCUCCGAAGUCUAUCUGAAAAAGCAAGCCGUUGUUGAACUUUGAGUUUUUCCAGGGUGUUAGUCUGAAGAUUUUGCAAUGUCUGGCAAAUUGAACCCAUCUUUGGUAAUGUGAUAUCUAGCUUGAGUAGUAUUAUGAUGACCACUGUACUAUGUUCCGUUUGGGUUGUGAGAUCAGACUAGUAGUACCUGCCUGGCAAUAUGGUUGUCUUUGAUGAAUUGUUAUUCCUUCUGAUGUUGCUUGCCGUCCUUGGUAUAUGACUUUUGAAAUGUUUAUUGCUUGAA
Molecule: messenger RNA, 688 nt
Organism: Triticum aestivum (bread wheat)
Lineage: Eukaryota; Viridiplantae; Streptophyta; Magnoliopsida; Poales; Poaceae
Product: 40S ribosomal protein S27
Exons: 4
Coding region: 144-404 (86 amino acids)
Biological process (GO): translation
Cellular component (GO): ribosome
Molecular function (GO): structural constituent of ribosome
Source: RefSeq, a predicted model, not a curated record